Messenger RNA from Galleria mellonella (greater wax moth), 2940 nucleotides. Its product is annotated as host cell factor-like. The transcript has 13 exons. The coding region runs from base 172 to 2022 and encodes 616 amino acids. Gene Ontology annotation, biological process: regulation of DNA-templated transcription; chromatin remodeling. The record is from RefSeq and is a predicted model, not a curated record. NCBI's taxonomy places the organism in Eukaryota, Metazoa, Arthropoda, Insecta, Lepidoptera, Pyralidae. Gene Ontology annotation, molecular function: protein binding; transcription coactivator activity. Gene Ontology annotation, cellular component: histone methyltransferase complex.
AAAAAAAACAUGACGCCAAGUUGGCAUUAUGGUCGAGUGUAAUUCGAAUUUGUCAAAAGAUUCUUAAUUUUCUUUAUUAGUGAUUAAAAUGAUGUUUGUUUCUGUUUGAUUACUUUUUAAAAUUCAAUGUUUAUUAUUAUUGUGUAACUGUGCAUUAUUAUUUUCUUCAAAAUGGAAUCGGAUUCUGGUCUUCAGUGCGAUGUCCCCGAUGGCGCGGAAGUGUCCCCCUUAGCCGAAACCCAGGCUGCAGAUACUGCAGAAAUAGCUGAAAAUAAUGUAUCCAGUCAUGAAUCUGAUGCUGCUAACAAUGAGCAGUCUGUUGCAAAUGGGGGUGGUCCUACCAGCAGCAGCGAUGCUUUAGAUGUAGAACCUGGCCCACCAAUAGCUGAUACUGAUGAACCACCUGCUGCUGAACAAGGUAAUCCUGAAGAAGAAAUGGAUAUUGAUGAUACCACUACAGGGACAGUUGCUGAUGAAUCUGCCUAUAUAGGAGAUAAUUGUUUAUCCACACCAGCUGCUACAGAAGAUAAUUCGCCUCAAGAGAUUGACCAUCAGCUGGAUCCAAUAAUAAAAGAGCAGGGCCUAGAUGAAACUGAAGGUGUGGAUGCUAUAGCUGAGGAAUCUCCUGACCAGUCAAUUAGCUCUGCUAUGCCUAUUGACAGUGCUGUGUGUGAAGGAGAUGGAGCACCAAUGGCACAAGAUGAUGAAUCAAGUACAAUGGAUGAAGAUAUGGGUGGAGGGGAAGGUGUUGCCAGUAGUGAUGAUGUCAAUGAUAUAAGUAGUGCAGCACAAGAGUCUGUCAGCACAGGUAUUAGCUCAAGUACAGCUGAAGGAGGAGCCGAUAUUUCCAGCAGUGGCCAAACCGAAGCAACUCUCAUAUCCUCAACAGCCAAUGGGCCAGCAGUAUUGCAUUCAUUUUCCUUAACUCCUCAGCAACAGCAUGCCAACGAGUAUUUGAACUUUUUGUCAACUAGGUUCAGUGAUGCUGAUACUUCUGAGAUGGAAGGCACUGCAGAUACAAUGCCAACAGUAAGCGAGUCUAUGCCGCUACUUACCAUGACGGCUAACGGGUCCGCGUUGCUCUCGCCCACCAUAUUGCAAGGCGAGGAGGGCGGCGCGGGAGGCGUGUCGUCGUCAGUGGCGGCGGAGGGCGGCGCGGGGGCGGGGGUGGGUGUGGUGGCGAGCGCGGCGGGGGCGGGCGCGGCGGAGAGCGAGGGCGCGGUGAGCAGCUCGGUGGCGGCGAGCAACGGCGCGCCACCGCUGCCGCCCACCGACGCUGCGCACGCGCUUGCUACGCUCGCCAGCGCCGCGCUUCACCACCAGCACGAACAGGCCGAAUCUGAAGAGUCAAAGCAGCAAAAUGAUGAAGAUGCGUGGUAUACUGUUGGCAUUGUAAAGGGCACUACAUUUACGGUGCAAAACUACAUAUCCGAUCCAAAUGUAGAUCUGUCCAACUUAUCAUUGGAUAAUGUUCCCGAUUUGUCCGGUUUAGCAACAACACCCCUUGAACAUGGUACGGCAUAUAAAUUUAGAAUUGCUGCUAUCAAUUCUUGUGGUCGUGGCGAGUUUAGUGAGGAGUCUGCGUUCAAAACUUGCCUCCCAGGGUUUCCUGGUGCGCCAUCUGCUAUCAAGAUAUCUAAGUCUGUCGAAGGCGCACAUUUGUCAUGGGAACCGCCUCAAGUGGCCGCUGAAGGAAUUUUCGAGUAUUCUGUUUACCUCGCUGUACGAUCUAAUACACAACCUAAGGAAGCGUCGAAGUCGCAACUGGCAUUCGUGCGCGUGUACUGCGGUAAGGCGAACACGUGCGUGGUACCGCAAGCGUCGCUCAGUGCAGCCCACGUGGACUCCUCCACCAAACCGGCUAUCAUAUUCCGCAUCGCCGCCCGCAACGAGAAGGGCUACGGGCCCGCCACACAAGUCAGGUGGCUGCAAGAUAUAAAGUCUACAGGAGUGAAGAGAGCGGGUGAGGGUCGAUUACCCGGCGCCUCACCCUCCAAGCAACCUAAACAAAUAUUACACUAAGUGUUUACCCACUAAGAAAGCCUUGACUUUUAUGUAGAAUAAUUAUAAUACAUUAGCUAUAUGUACAGAUGAGACGAUUAAGUGAAAUGUAUUUGCCUUUAGGUGCGGUUAAUAUUUUUUUUAUAAACUCUUUAAUUUGUGAAUUAUUCUCAUGAAAUAUUUUAUGUGUGAAAUAUAGUUAACCAUUAUAUUUGCUGUAGAUUAUGUUAAUAUCGUGACUGUUGUGCCGAUUUGUAUCUUCAUGUUAAAUCUAUUGGAAGGUAAUAAGAUUGACUGAAAGUAGAUGUAAGCAUGCAAUUAGAUAGACUGGGUGCAGUUACUCUAAAGGUGUCAAAUAAAUACUAAAUGUAGUAAUUGUAAUUCAUGACUAUAGCUCACGCCUUUUUACUUUUGGGAUAGGCAGUGAUUACAGCAUGUUUCUGUUAUAACAUAUUUUCUUUGAUACAUGGUGUAUAUUUGUUUUAAUAAAAAUACCUGUUAAAUUUGUAUAAUACGUGAAAUUGACCGACUGUUUAAUUGAGAAACUGUUGGGUCUCGUCUAGAAUAACUAAAUUUUGUAUAGGAAUCCCUUAUAAAAUAUAACUUAAGUAAGUAUAUAAAAUUAAUGGUUUCUGCGCGUGCUAAGCCGCGAAGAUCUGUUAAUAUACUUGAUCAUAGACGUUUUCUAAGAGCUAAUUAUAAUAUAAAAAUAUUAAUAAGUAAUCUGGCCACAUGGUUAUGAUCGAUAUUAAUAUACUUCUUCGGUUUAGUUUUAUAUUUGUUUUCAUGUUCAUGUAUUUGAAUAUUUUUUAUAUAAUGUUUCAUUAAAACCAAAUGAAUGAUCUUAAAAAAAAAAAAAAGAAAAUAGGGUAUUAAAAUAAAGAAAUAUCGAAUCGCAUUUGGCUUUUAAUACUUAAUUACAUAUUAUUGAGUACACUA